UAAAAAUUAAAAGAACUGGACUAAAACAAACAAAUAUUUCCGAAAUUAAAAGUGGCAAUAACGGUAUCUUACGAAUUAUUUGAACUGCCCUGUUAAGAAUUUGGAUGACCAACAAUUUUUAACAACUUUUCUACUCAGUUCUGCGAAUUUGUUUAUUAAGACAAAAAAAAAACAACGCAAAUUAUGCAUUUGAUGUUUUUGUUUAUAUAAAUAAAAUAAAAUGGCAUCGACAAGUAAAAAUAUGAAAAUGGGAUCAUUUGCCACCGGAGGUAAACUAAGUGGAAAGAUAGGACCACAAGCUAAUAAUACGCCACCUUCGCCGGACACUGAAAAUAGUAGUGGGCUUGUGAUUCCAAUAAUAAAAACAAAAGAUUGUGCUAAACAGUUGCCUACAUACACGGCUGCAUUAAAUCGCUCAUCUGAAGAGUCUCUAGCGGCUGAAGAUCUGGAUAAUAUACAGUUGGAACUAGAAACAUUGUUGUCGAGUGUGGCCUUGAGGUACAGAGUAUUGAAAUCCGAAUACGAGAGUUUGGAUAAGGAUGAAAAGAACAAAGAUAGAAAAAGUAAAAAUGCUCUACAAAUUGGCGGUCAGGUAGGUGAGAAACAACCAGCAUCCCCGGCAGCUUCCGUAGUUAAUAGCGGGAAACGUAAACGAGAUGAAACGUCAUUGGUACGCAAACCGAAACACGCAACACUGAAACAAGCAAAAAAUCUAAAUGCUAAAAAUAGUCCACUUGCUCCUCUGACCGACGAUAGCAUGGACUAUACUCCGGGUGUUCAUGGCGGCGCCAAUAGGGAUUUACAGAAACCUUUGCCUGCAAAAAUUGAUACACCCAACAAAUUUUGGCUAUCUGUGGAGCCCUACUGUAUGUCCUUGACAAAUGAAGAUUUGCGAUUAUUGAAUGAUCUCCUUGAUCAAUAUAAUGGACCUCUGGUACCACCAAUUCCAGAGCUUGGUCCUCACUAUUCUACGGUAUGGGCGACUGAAGAUUUAAAGGAAAUACAACAAGGCUCUAAUACGACUACAAAUAAUCGCUUGAAGCCUCAAAACAAUGGAGCCGCUACAAAUAUUCUCAAAAAGGCCGAAUCUAUUGCCGGUGAAUGUGUUACGGGGCCUCUUACGCAACGCUUAGUCUCGGCAUUAAUGGAGGAGCAGCUAUUGUCCAAUACUGCCGACAUUGUGGCUGAUAAUAGCAAUAGCAGUAGUGAAAAUACCCACUCUUCGGCUCCUCUUAAUUUUCGAUCCUUUUCGAUGUUGCGCAAUUGUAUUGGCAUAGAAAAACGAGUUAAGAAAGAAUUAAUUGAGCAGGGUAUUCUGGAUAUAUCGGAUUUUCCCAACAACGACGAGGAUGAAAUUCAUAACGAAAUUAAACGUCUAGUAGCGGAACUUUCUACCAUUGCAGAAUACAAUAGUGGUGCAUUGCGGCGUCUGCAUGAUGCUGCUUCAGAAGAAAUAAAGCGAUUGGAUAUUAAACGUAAACUAGAUCUGAUUGAUCAAGAAAUAUUGGAGACCUACAAGCGCACUCUGCAAAAUAAAGCAAAACGUAAGCCCUUAUCACCUGAGGAGCAACAGGAAAUUUAUCGUUUAACAGCUGAGCAGAAAAAUCUCUCCAAUCAACUGGAACGUAUGCAGUCAAGUAUAUUUCUUAACGAAUAGUAUUAAAUCUCUUUUCUAAAUAGCAUCUUGGGCAAGGAAUUCUUCCUCAUUUUUAGCAAUUGUGAGACAAAUUUAUAUAUCAAAUAAUUAUACAAUUAAUUUCAAUUCAUAAAAUUGCUUUGCGAAUAAAAUGAUGUAUUUAUAAAACACUA
Lucilia cuprina (Australian sheep blowfly) is the source of this 1809-nucleotide messenger RNA. RefSeq names its product transcriptional adapter 3 (gene Ada3). Gene Ontology annotation, cellular component: SAGA complex. The transcript has a single exon. Gene Ontology annotation, biological process: regulation of transcription by RNA polymerase II. Bases 221 to 1657 code for a protein of 478 amino acids. The record is from RefSeq and is a predicted model, not a curated record. Gene Ontology annotation, molecular function: transcription coactivator activity. Lineage: Eukaryota; Metazoa; Arthropoda; Insecta; Diptera; Calliphoridae.